AUGGAUAUAUCAAACGAGAUCCAUGAUGAGAUGGACAUGACAAUAGACGAGGUAAAUCUUGCAGAUGCUGUUGGCAUUCCUGAUGUAGCAGAAGCUGCUGCCAUUGUUGGCGGUGUGGAUACUCCAAUCUCCUCAGAUACUAUCAUUAUCAACAACACUUUCAUUGGUGGAGGCAACUUUUCGUUUGAGGGAAAUGUCAACCAGAAUAUAGAAGGAGAAUCGACUUCUGGACCAAUCACAAUUCCCGAAUUUGCUAUUGACAAUGACUUUUUUGAUUUUCUUUAUGCUGUUUACGAGAACGAACAGGCCACCCAGGAGGACGAGUCUGGACGGAGCAGCAUCGAGACCGAGACCGAGACCGAGGCCAGCGAGAUGACUGAAACUGAAGGUGUCAGCGAACAUGGAAUUUGUCAUGAGGAGGCGAUGUCUGAUACAGACAAAGCUACCAGAUAUGACUGUGAAGAUCUUUCAUCCGGGUUCUAUCACGAAUCACAAGCAGAUUCGUCCUUAAUUCGAGACGACCUAUUGGCGAUAGUGGAGAAUUACAAACAAAGAAGACAGAUUUUAGACGAUCGGCGGCUUUUUAGUGGUUCUGCUGUUAGUAAUGAGAUGAUAAAGCAUGUCAGAGACUUUUGUGGCUGUACUAUGGACUCUCAAGGGCUUAUAUGGAACAAAGACAGUCAACGCAAAAAGGUGAUAUCUAAGAGAAUGAAUACAUUUGGAAGUUACACCCAUUUAUACAAAUCCAUUGGUGCCGCCAGUACUGAAGUCGAUUUCCAUCUCAACCCCACUGACAAUGUACUGUUUCAGUUCGAUCGUUUCUACACGCAACCGAAACUGAAGCUUGUUCAUUUCCAGCUUAGAAAUUUAAUGACCAGCUUCACUCAUAAUGAAGUAUACUAUGCUUCUGUGAAACCGAAUAGUGAUUCUACCGGACUCAUGAAGCUCAACACUGUCUCAGGGACAUUGGAAGAGGCACAAGUGGAUCAAUACAUUGACAACGACUUUACAAUAUCAGUGUUGACGUCAUCUAAUGACAAAUACGUGGCUGCGGGCUCAUUCGAUGGUUCCUUACUUCUUUACUUUCCUCGCAGUGGUCAGGCUGAGCGAUAUCAGAUAUCGCAAGAAUCCAAUAGGAUUAUAAACUAUAUUUUGGCCUCGAAGAAUCCACAGUUCUACACAGAUUUGGUGAUCGCUUCAAACGAUAAAACCCUGUCCAUAUUUGAUAUGGUCAAGGGAAAGAAGACCAAUAAAGUGCGCUUUGAUUGGCCCAUCAACUGCAUCGCUGAGAAUCCAUUGAACAGCAACGUUUUGUUACUUGUAGGAGACUCGAAGCAGUCGCUUAUAGUGGACAGGAGACAGUCAAAUAACAUACCAGUGUACCAGUUUCAGCAUCAUCACGACUUUUCAUUUGCCUGCGACUGGAACAGUGACCACUUAGUGGCGACAGGAAACCAGGACAGUACGGUAAGAAUCUAUGACGAUAGAAACCUUUCGAAGCCACAAAGGGUGCUUUCAGGAGUCUACAACGGAGCAGUAAGGAACUUGAAGUUCAGCCAAGGCACUCAGAGACAGUUUUUGGCCUUUGCUGAAUCCAUAGAUAACGUUUACCUUGUUGAUUUGAACCAGCAGGAUAAAUCACAGGCUUAUCAGCACAUGCACUUUUUUGGAAAAGUGGGAGGAUUAGAUUUCAGCCAGGUGGACGAUCGAUAUGACCAAGAGUUGACUAUCGGAGUGAGCGAUAAGUCCAUAGGAGGAAUAUUUAGGUAUAGAACGGAUAAAUUCGGGGAUGAAACCGGAGUGAAUCAAAUGGAUUGGAUAUAG
Molecule: messenger RNA, 1824 nt
Organism: Brettanomyces nanus
Lineage: Eukaryota; Fungi; Ascomycota; Pichiomycetes; Pichiales; Pichiaceae
Exons: 1
Coding region: 1-1824 (607 amino acids)
Molecular function (GO): protein binding
Source: RefSeq, a predicted model, not a curated record